CUUGGUUUCAGCCCGUAUUCAAGGUAAAAAUUAUGAAUUAAAAGGGUGGUUUGGGUGUCUAGUUAAAAAAUACAAGCAGUUUUCGUUUAUAAUAAUCAACAUAAUAAAAGAAACUUAAAAUAUGAUAGGAAUUUGAGUUCAAAUAGGACAUGAAUUGUAAAAUAAUAAUGAUCUCAUGUAAAUUAUUAAUUUCAAUAUAUACAUGUAGCCGUGUCCCCAUACCCUAUGUUUCAAAGAUUUGUCGUGUCCUGCACCUGUACCCUUACCCUUACCCGUACCGGUACCCUUACCCGUUUCCGUGCAACUUAGCUUAUGAGUUUCCACAAACCUUAAUGUGCUCCUGAUGCUUCUCUACCCUGAUUAUGUUUUGCUGCCCUCUCCAUUAGCGGAUCUACCUUAGAGGAAGUGGUGUCGCGUGACACCACUUCCUCAAGGUAUUUAUACGACAUAGGGGUUCAUAAUUCAUCUUAUUAGUUACAAGAAUACAUUUUCUCGUAUAGCACUUAUCUUAGAAAGAUUUCUGUUUUCUUCUAAUAAAGAGAGUCCAACUCUUUGAUUCAUAGUGAAGGGUACUUGUUUGAACUUUGAAAUACAUAGAGAAGAGUAAGUGCAACAAGUAAAAAAAAAUCUAAUUUGGUUACAUGUUUGUAAUAAAUCAAAAGUGAUUAUUUGAUAAAAUUCAAUCAAGUUUCUUAGAAUAAACAAAAUAAGGGAUUUUGUUAGAAUUUAUUGCAGGGAUGAGUGGUAGUGUUAUUAAUGAUGCGGUGAUUGGUAGUGUCACUAAUCAAUGAGAAGAUCACCUUAACGUUUAUUUAGUGACAUAUUGAAAAAGAUGCAUUUGAUAGUGUUAUUAGUGAUGUGAUUAUAUUUUUUUUUUAAAAUAUGAAACUCAUCAAGGACAAUUGUAAGUUUAUUAAUUAUUGGUGAUAUCACACGCUAGAAAUUCUGGACCCGCCACUGCCCCCCUCCAUUGAAACCGAAGAAUAGGCACACUGGAAGAAUCUAUUACAGACACAUCACUGUUAUUAUGUAUUUAAGCUCCUUAAUUAUAUUGGGCUUUGCCUAUGGCAUUGUUAUCUGAUCUUGGUCCACACCGACACAGGUCUCCGCCUUACCAAUCAUCACUUUCUUUUGGAACACUUUUGAAUAUGAGGGGUUACUUGUGGUUUAUUCAUGGAUAUAUUUAAUCAAAAGGCACUACCUUUGUGCUUUGGUAUAUUCAUUUAUAUCUCGAGCAUGGAGAACUUCAAAGGGCAUAUCUUUGAUUUCUUAAAUCAUGAUGGGAUUUCAGAGGCCGUGUUGCUAAGCGAUGAUAUUAAAGAAACAUCAGAGGUAAUUGCUGACCGGGAUUAUGCUGUGGGCGAACAGGUUCUAAUAAGAUAUGGGAAGUUUCCCAAUGCAACACUGAUGUUGGAUUUUGGCUUUACUCAUCCGUACAAUAUCCAUGAUCAGGUUCAGAUAUGGAUGGACUUACCAAAGCAUGAUCCUUUGUAUUCGUCAAAAUUAGGAAUUCUUGCUAAACACUGGUUUCCUUCAAGCCCAGAAGCCAAUGAUCUCAAUUCUUCAGGGUGUUCCUUCCUAAUCAGGGAAGUCAAAUCGCCUAAAGCCAAAGGGAAAGGCAUUCCUCAAGCACUUCGUGCAUAUACUCGGAUUUUGUCUAUCACAUCCCAUGAAGAGCUGGAAGCUUUGGUAAUUGAGGCUGCUGAGAAUGAUGGUCGACUCGCUAGGCUCCCUUUAAGAAACACAGAAAGUGAGAUCCAUGCCCAUUCUAUCUUGCUGUCACAAUUUACUCAUUUGAUUCAGGAACGUGAUGCUGCUGUAAAGGUUCUCGAGUCCAUGAGCAGUCUUGAUGCUAUUAGCCGUGUUGCUAUUAGAAAGAAGAUGGCAAUAGAUCUCCUAAAUGGAGAGAUUAGAGUUCUGAGAUCUGCAUGUGCCUGGCUUACAAAUUACUGUGCGAAUCUAUCAGCAUGUAAUGGAGGAGAGAACAUUCGAAGAAUUAAUACUGCGCUUUAAAAGAAUAAGCAACUUUUUAGUGUUAUGAGAUGUCAUGGAGACGAAAAGCAUGUUAUACAUUUAUAUUGAUACUAGCAAUUAAUUGCCACAUAAUGCGGGGGGAAAAGAGCAAAACUAAAACUAUAUUUAAACUAUUGGAUAACAUCUCUCAAAUGGUUUCAUCUCAAUAAUUAUAAACAUUGAAGGGAAUUUAACA
Molecule: messenger RNA, 2209 nt
Organism: Asparagus officinalis (garden asparagus)
Lineage: Eukaryota; Viridiplantae; Streptophyta; Magnoliopsida; Asparagales; Asparagaceae
Product: fructose-bisphosphate aldolase-lysine N-methyltransferase, chloroplastic
Exons: 9
Coding region: 1174-2013 (279 amino acids)
Biological process (GO): peptidyl-lysine monomethylation
Molecular function (GO): protein-lysine N-methyltransferase activity
Source: RefSeq, a predicted model, not a curated record